This is a messenger RNA of Panicum virgatum (switchgrass), 1277 nucleotides long. Its product is annotated as root phototropism protein 2-like. Bases 1 to 1254 code for a protein of 417 amino acids. The transcript is spliced from 2 exons. The record is from RefSeq and is a predicted model, not a curated record. NCBI's taxonomy places the organism in Eukaryota, Viridiplantae, Streptophyta, Magnoliopsida, Poales, Poaceae.
AUGGACAUGGAGGCAGCAGCGUCGGCGCGGGUGCCGGCGCCGCACCGCAUCCCCACCCCGGAAUCCUCGUCGGACGCUUCCUCCUCCUCGUCCCCCUCCACGUCGCGCGUCGCUGAUUUGAGGGCAGGGGCGUGCGAGGCGGGCGGCGAGGGGGCAUCCUCCUCGACCUGGACUCCCCAUGGGCGGCUCCAGCUGAGGUGCGGCUACAUCCGCCGGGCCAUCGCCAAGGACCCCUCUGCCGCCGUCGAGCUCGACCCCUCCGCACUCCCCGGUGGCGCCGACACGUUCAAGAAGGCCGCGCGCUACUACUACGGCGCCAACUACGAGAUCACCGCGCGCAACGCCGCCGCGCUCCGCUGCGCCGCGGCGUUCCUCGACAUGCAGCACCGGGCGGACCUGGCGCGCCGCGUCGACGAGUUCCACGUGCAGGCCGCGCUCCGCGUGCUGCCCAGCGCGGUGACCGUGCUGCGCUCCUGCGAGGCGCUCCUCCCGGCCUCCGAGGAGCUCGGCGUCGUGUGGCGUGCCGCGGAUGCUGUCGCGCUCCGGAUCUGCAACGAGGCGCUGUUCCCGACCAGGACGCCGCCGGGGUGGUGGACGACGGAGCUCGCGGCGCUCUCGACGGCGUCUUUUGAAAAGGUGGUCACGGCGCUGCGGUGCCGCCUUGCGGACCCCAAGGUGCUUGGCAACGCGGCGAGCGCCUACGCGGAGCUCGCACUGGCCGAGGUCCUCGCCGACCCCCGGGACAGGGAGGACCGGCGCGCGCUUGUGGAGUCCGUGGUGGGCGUGCUCCCUUCCGCCGCCGACGCGCCCAUCCCGGCGGCGCUCCUCUGCCGCCUCCUCCACUCCGCGGUCACCACCCAGGCCUCCGCCAGGACGUGCCGCGACUUGGAGCUCCGCGUCGCAGCGGUGCUGGAGCAAGCCACCGCGGGGGACCUGCUGGGUGUCGCGCUUUACGGCGCCGGAGAGCGCGUCAGGAACACCGACACCGUGCGGCGCGUCAUCGCCGCCUUCGUGGAGUGGCAUGCGGCGGCAUCGACGGAAAGCGGGCGGAGCCAGCGGUGGGCGUCGCUGUCCGGCGGCCGAGCUGCAGAGGUGGAUUUGGGCGCGAUGGAGAAGGUGGCCAGGACGGUGGACGAGCUGGUGGCGGAGCUCGCGACGGAGGAGUCGCUAGCGAUCUCCAAGUUCGUGAGCGUGGCGGGGGCGGUGCCCAAGGAGGCGAGGGGGUCAAGUAAUAGGAGUCGUUUUCUCAUCUAAGAGGUCAAGGUUUAAAUGGUCCG